AUGCCUAUCCCAGACGUUUGUGUCGUGGGAGCCGGCAUCGCGGGCUUGAGAUGCGCCGCUGUGUUGCUGGAGAAAGGGGCUCGUGUGACGAUAUUUGAGGCGAGAGACAGGAUUGGUGGAAGGAUCUGCCAGAGUGAUGAAAUUGGGAGAGAGGUCGACUUGGGAGCGCAAUGGAUACAUACGCUCGAGAAUAAUCCUCUUCUUGAGAUUGCCAUCGACGAAGAUGUCGCCCUUCAUCGAUGGGGCAGUGACGUUCAGGUCUAUGAUUCUGGCCGGAACCUCAUUGAUAACAGCAGAGCUACGUACAUCUCUGAGCGAAGAAGGGCGAUCAUCCGGGAUGCUAUCGAGUACAGCAAGAAACACAAAGACAAGAUUCCGACAUCAACUAGUCUGCUCGAUUUCUUCCUCGAGAGAGCGGCACAGGAACAGUUUCCAGAUAACGUGCACGAUCGGAAACUUCUUCUGGAAAUGGCUGAACUUUGGGGUGGGUUCAUUGGCGGCGAUGUGAGCAAGCAGAGCCUGAGGUCUAUGUGGAUGGAGGAAUGCGCAGUUGGAGAGGACCUGUUCGUCUCAACUACAUAUCGCGAGAUUGUGGAUAAUGUCGCCCUCAUAGCGCGCAGAUAUCGUGCUAUCCACUUGGGGAUGAAAGUGACUGGGAUCAAAAGCAUUACCAGAAGGGCUCCACGUGAGAAGGGUGGAGUGGUGGUCACAGUUGAAGAUGGACGCAGCUUUCCCUUUGACGAAGUCGUGGUUACCACGCCGUUGGGAUGGUUAAAACGCCAUCAAGAUGUCUUCAGCCCUCCAUUAGAAGCAAGAUUGACGAAGGCAAUAGGACGAAUCGGAUAUGGGAAUUUGGAAAAGGUGAGCCCACUUCCUCCAUCGGUUUCUAUACGAGGUUAUAUACUGAAUAUUUUGGGUCAAAACGAAAAGAUAUAUAUAAAAUUUCCUCGCGCCUUUUGGAGAGAGACUCCGAGUCAGAAGCAAAAGUACGGGAAUGGAGAUCCCGCCAACGCAUCCUCUCCGAUUGGAUAUCUUAAUUUCCUCUCUCCAUGCUACGCACCAGUCACGAAUCCCUCGCAGUGCCCUCUUGAAGCGUACGAUCUGUCCUGUCUGCCCGUUCAGUAUGCCUCUCCAACUCUACUGUUCUUUAUAUGGGGCCCGUCUGCCGUUCGCCUUACAGCCGCUGUCCGGAGUCUCAUCCCCAGCAAGCAAUUUGAGUAUCUCAAGACGUAUUUCAAACCAUACUACAGUCUCCUGCCGCAUUACAGCGCGGGCCACGAAGACUGCCAACCACAAGUGAUCCUUUCUACGGAUUGGGCCGGCGACGAAUUUGCGGGAAAUGGUAGCUACACAAACUUUCCCACGGGAGUGGAGGAUGCGAGCCGAGACGUUGACGCGUUGAGAUAUGGCUCUCCGGACAGGGCAGUGUGGUUUGCCGGUGAGCAUACAGCGCCAUCCUUACAUAUGGGAACUGCAACGGGAGCGUACAUCGCAGGCGAAGAGGUGGCAAAGAGAAUUAUCGAACUGUACGGGAUGGAAAGGUGCCGCCUCUAG
Messenger RNA from Paecilomyces variotii, 1554 nucleotides. RefSeq lists its product as hypothetical. Gene Ontology annotation, molecular function: oxidoreductase activity. The coding region runs from base 1 to 1554 and encodes 517 amino acids. The transcript is spliced from 4 exons. NCBI's taxonomy places the organism in Eukaryota, Fungi, Ascomycota, Eurotiomycetes, Eurotiales, Thermoascaceae. The record is from RefSeq and is a predicted model, not a curated record.